Malaclemys terrapin pileata is the source of this 1815-nucleotide messenger RNA. RefSeq names its product unc-93 homolog A (gene UNC93A). The transcript is spliced from 9 exons. The coding region runs from base 228 to 1610 and encodes 460 amino acids. The record is from RefSeq and is a predicted model, not a curated record. NCBI's taxonomy places the organism in Eukaryota, Metazoa, Chordata, Testudines, Emydidae.
CUCUACUACAGGACCAGCACAGGUUAACUGAACAACUGGACUCAGCAGAGGUGGCAGCUGCUGUGAGCCUCCUGCAAGUAAGGACCACACAGCCCCAUGGACGUGCAGAUGCAGUGAGAAGUUGAUCCUUACCAACAAGCAGACCUUGUUUUUCUCUCCCUAAGCACCAGCUGGGCCACUUGGAUCACCACCUUUAACUGUCAAGCCUUUAUCUUCUAUGAACCAACAUGGAAAGCAAUCUUAAGAAUGUUCUUGUCAUUUCUUUUGGAUUUUUACUUCUAUUUACUGCUUAUGGAGGGCUGCAGAGUCUGCAGAGCAGUCUCCACUCUGAAGAAGGUCUUGGCGUUGCCUCACUAAGUGUUAUCUAUGCAGCUCUCAUCCUCUCUUCCAUGUUUCUCCCUCCAAUCCUCAUUAAGAAGCUGGGCUGCAAAUGGACCCUUGCAGGCUCCAUGUGCUGCUACAUCGCAUACUCCUUGGGCAACUUCUAUGCCAGCUGGUACACGCUAAUCCCUACCUCCAUAAUCCUGGGACUUGGGGGAGCCCCUCUCUGGUCUGCUAAAUGCACCUAUCUUACAAUAGCCGGCAAUUUGUAUGCCCAAAAGGCAGGGAAAAUUGGAAGAGACGUCAUCAAUCAGUAUUUUGGGCUCUUCUUUCUCAUAUUCCAGUCUUCUGGAGUCUGGGGAAAUCUUAUUUCAUCUUUGAUAUUUGGCCAGACUACCACCACAGUAGCGGAAGUCUCAGCAGAAGACCUGAUGUGCUGUGGAGCAUAUGACUGCAUGACAAAUGCUACAACUAACACCACUGCAUCGAGUGGGCCAACCAAGACCUUAAUCUACAUCCUGUUGGGUGUCUACACUGGUAGUGGUGUGAUAGCUGUGCUGCUGAUUGCUCUAUUUCUGGAUCAAAUCAAAGCCAACCAAGCAGAGAGUGAGACAGAAAAGAUGCAGACACAGUCCUUUUGGUCCACAUUCCUAGCAACUUUCCAGCAUCUUAAAGAUAAGCGACAGUGUCUCCUAAUCCCUCUGACAAUGUACAGUGGGUUUGAACAGGCAUUCCUUGCUGGUGACUAUACAAAGGCAUAUGUGACCUGUGCCCUGGGGAUACAUUUUGUUGGUUAUGUGAUGAUCUCCUUUUCAGCUGCAAAUUCGUUCUGCUCUCUGUUCUUUGGAAAGAUUUCCCAGUUUACUGGCAGAAAAGCCCUAUUUGCAUUAGCUACAAUUACAAACCUUGCCUGUAUAAUAGCACUAUUGCUGUGGAAACCUCACCCAAACCAACUUGCUGUAUUCUUCAUAUUCCCUGCUCUUUGGGGCCUAGCUGAUGCCAUCUGGCAGACGCAAACCAACGCACUCUAUGGAGUUUUAUUUGAGAAGCACAAAGAGGCAGCCUUUGCUAAUUAUCGACUCUGGGAGUCAUUGGGAUUUGUCAUCGCCUUUGGAUACAGCACCUUCUUACAUGUUUAUGUCAAACUGUACAUCGUAAUGGCUGUGCUGGUGGUGGCUAUAGUGAUGUAUGGGGCACUUGAAUACCUGGAAGCAAAGGACUUGCCUGGAACACCUACCACUGUGAAGGAGGAAAUAACAGGAUCUGUAGUCCAGCAAACACGCCUUUAAACCCAACAGGAUCAGAGCGGUGGAAACAAAGAAUGCUGGGCAGCUCAGCACAACUGAUUUCUUUAAGGGAGAUUCAAAGUGUUCAGUCAGAUUUUAGAAGAAUAUAAAAGAACUGUUUUCCCAGUCAGGCUAAUAUAAAGAAAUAGGAAUAAAUCUCCUUUCAUACCUCUGGUUUUUAAAAGAUUAUCUGACUUUGUCAUUUCAC